Molecule: messenger RNA, 1185 nt
Organism: Fusarium sp. VM40
Lineage: Eukaryota; Fungi; Ascomycota; Sordariomycetes; Hypocreales; Nectriaceae
Source: the annotation of a GenBank genome assembly
AUGUCCACAAAGUCUUUGACGGUGGUAGAUGAUCUAUCGCCGUCGACAUCAAGCCAGGCUCUUCCUUUCGAGGAGUUCCAAUUCGCUGGACAGCAAGAUACCGCCAACUUCGGUCUUGCACAAAGCGCAAGCUUCCCCUUAGCUCUCGCCACCAAAGUAGCCAGCGAUGUCCCCACGACCAUUGAAUUAAUUCAGAGGUUCACACAGUCCGGUGAUCUUCGCCGGCUAAUCGAGAAGCAUGGAGGUGCUAUACUCUUCAGAGGUCUACCUAUCAAAACUCCCGAUGACUAUAGCAAAGUCGCCCAUGCCUUUGGCUUUCGCCCUCAUGUUGAAGUUGGUCGACCUCCACUAAGGACAGUCCUUGCACCAAACGUCAAAACAGCCAACGAGGGACCGCCUGAAUUGCCUAUCUGGACUCACAAUGAGUAUGGAUGGUCAACAAUCAAUCCAGCUUGGUUGACGUUUUGUGGGCUUCAAAUUCCGGAAGAAGGCGGUGCUACACCUAUAACUUCAUCGAUAUUUAUCGCGUAUCAACUAGCCAAGCUGGCACCAAAGUUCUUGUCUGACCUACAAGCCAAAGGCGCUAGAUACGUGUACAGGUAUACCGUUAGCCCUCUAGUAUCCAAUACUGGUACCAGUGUACGCGGAGCUUAUGGGCAGCACGUCACAGAUGAUGAUGACGAGGAGACAAGUAGGAGGAAGAUUGAGACUGAAGUAAGGCGACAUAGCAACCGCUUUGAGUGGCACGAGGACGGAAGUCUGAGUGUUACUCACGUUGUUCCAGCUAUAAGAAUACAUCAACCAACUGGAGCUACUGUUUUCUUUGGAAACCUGACCUCAGCUUGGGGCCGCAGUCGUCACCAUGGCGCAACUCGACCACCGUUUAGAGGGGAUGACGGAUCCUACCAUCCACCGCCUGAGUUCGGUGACGGAACACCUAUUAACCCCGAAGACCUAGAUCUUCUGCUCAAGAUAGCAGAGGAUGGUGCAGUCGAUGUAAACUGGGAACAAGGUGACCUUAUUUUGCUAGACAACUACGCUGUACAGCAUUCACGAAAACCUUGGAAAGGGCAGCGGCAGGUUCUUGCUGCUUUGUGGGACGACGAUGGAAGGGUUGAUGAUUUUCCCGAAGGCAAACGACUGCUUGAGAACGCUCCACGAAUUCCGAUUAUAACCACAGAGUAA